UCAGAGGCGUAGCUGAAUGAUGGAGGGAGCGCACACAUCUUCAGCAAAAGCAGGAUAAGGAGUGUCAAAAUUUCUCUAUAACUGCCCAUUCGCUUGCGUCAGUAUUCGAUGAGCGACUGAAUAGAAAGGAAAGCACCUCCUAUCUUUGGCAUCAAGGGGUUUAAAUCAGAAAAACAGAGAGAGCGAGCGAGCUGCAGUGAAAAGGGGAGGACCUGGCUACAUCAACACAUCACGUAAAUUGUAAAAUGUUAUUGCUAUAGAAGAACUCUAGCGUCAAUGUAUUUACUUGCAUGCGUUACAUGCGGGCAUAUUUAAAUCCGCAUCAUCACAACGGAUCUGUGGAAAGUAAACUUGAGGUCUUAGGAAACAAAUAACAACAGGGAUCCCAACCACCCCCCCCAACAUGCCGGAGCAGAGCAAUGACUACCGUGUUGUGGUGUUUGGGGCUGGCGGUGUGGGCAAGAGCUCCUUGGUCCUUCGCUUUGUCAAGGGAACCUUCCGGGACACCUACAUCCCCACCGUGGAGGACACCUACCGCCAGGUGAUCAGCUGUGACAAGAGCGUGUGCACCCUCCAGAUCACCGACACCACGGGCAGCCACCAGUUCCCCGCCAUGCAGCGCCUGUCUAUCUCCAAGGGCCACGCCUUCAUCCUGGUCUACUCCGUCACCAGCCGCCAGUCUCUGGAGGAGCUCAAGCCCAUCUACCAGCAGGUGCUUGCCAUCAAGGGCAGCGUGGACGCCAUCCCCGUCAUGCUGGUGGGCAACAAGAGCGACGAGACCCAGCGUGAGGUGGAGACCAAGGAGGGUGAGGCGCAGGCGACAGCAUGGAAGUGUGCUUUCAUGGAAACCUCGGCCAAGAUGAACUGCAACGUCAAGGAGCUCUUCCAGGAGCUGCUCACCCUGGAGAAGAAGAGGAACAUGAGUCUGAGCGUCGACGGCAAGCGCUCAGGCAAGCAGAAACAUGCCGACAAGCUUAAGGGCAAGUGCAGCAUCAUGUAGGGAGGAGAGGUGAUGCCUGACCACUAGGAGGAAAGACAGAGGUUGGGGAGGGUAGUGGUGGUGGUGGUGGUGGAAAGGGUGGGCGUUCUUGAAGAGACUCACUUCGAGGAAUGGAGGGAAGGUUGGGGUGGGGGUGGAAUGGGGGUCGUCUGAGAGGGAUUUUGUUAUCCUGAAAGAGGCAACCCCCCCCCCUUACUUUAUACCACUACCCCCAUCUCCACCUUUCCCCCACUCUGCUCAUACCAUUAACCAGGAAUCGCCCCUAGGGCAGAGUCAACCCUUCUGUCUCACUGGUUUUGAUUUGGAGGUUUGCCUCUCCAUCAAAAAAUGUAUGCCACUGAAGGCCCAAAUAGAAAAGUUUGGGACUCAAGAGUCAAGUUCUAAGAGAAGGUCAAAUAUCGAUGCAUCUCUGCUGUGAUGGGAAAAAGGAAAGAAUAUGGAGCCCUGAGAAUUCAUAUCCUGUUCAGGGUAUAAUGACAAAAAGGGGGAACUCCCUACACAGUGCCCAUUUCAAUAUUAUUCACUCCACGUGCGCCCUCUUUUCCCUAUAGCUGUCUGUCUCCUGCUAAUAUGAGAUAGCCACAUGACUCUUAUGAUUGUGAAAGGUAAUAGGGUGGAUUUGCGGGAGAUGAGAGGGUAUCAAGUUUAAUGUGAAAGUAAUGGAAACAUGAAUUUUCAUCAAUUCAAGUACAUUUCCAUAAGCACAAGUUGGACUUUCGCCCUUCAGUCUCUCUGUAUUUACCUGGUAAUUGGAUGGGAGUUGAGAACUAGACAUCAAUAAAGGGCUCUAUUCAAUCUGUAUAGCGGAAGUUCAGCGUUACAGCAUCAUUUAAAUUUAGAGGCAAUGUUCUCUCGUUAGAGGACACUGCAUUCACGGUAAACGCUGCAUACAGUGCAUUCGGAAAGUACUCAGACCCCUUGACUUUUUCCCCCAAAAUGUAUGUUACAGCCUUAUUCUAAAAUGGA
Molecule: messenger RNA, 1966 nt
Organism: Salmo salar (Atlantic salmon)
Lineage: Eukaryota; Metazoa; Chordata; Actinopteri; Salmoniformes; Salmonidae
Gene: diras1a
Product: DIRAS family, GTP-binding RAS-like 1a
Biological process (GO): signal transduction
Cellular component (GO): membrane
Molecular function (GO): GTP binding; GTPase activity
Source: RefSeq, a predicted model, not a curated record